Messenger RNA from Fulvia fulva, 1755 nucleotides. RefSeq names its product General amino acid permease AGP2. Lineage: Eukaryota; Fungi; Ascomycota; Dothideomycetes; Mycosphaerellales; Mycosphaerellaceae. Gene Ontology annotation, cellular component: membrane. The transcript is spliced from 5 exons. Gene Ontology annotation, biological process: amino acid transmembrane transport. Bases 1 to 1755 code for a protein of 584 amino acids. Gene Ontology annotation, molecular function: amino acid transmembrane transporter activity. The record is from RefSeq and is a predicted model, not a curated record.
AUGGGCAUGUUCAGCAGCGACAAAGAGAAGACGGCUGGCGACGUGUCGCCUUCGCAGUCUGGAGGGCCAACGGACUUCGCCGAGGGACUUUCAGCAGACAAUGCAGAUCAGUUGCAGCGACAUCUACGAAACCGACAGAUUCAGCUCAUCGCUAUCGGAGGUUCGAUCGGAACUGCUCUGUUCGUGAGCAUCGGAACGGGACUGUACCAUGGAGGUGCUGCAAACUUGCUCCUCGCCUUUACGAUCCAGUCAUGCGUACUCGCCAUGGUCAACAACAGUGUCGCCGAAAUGACUACUGCAUACCCUGUCUCUGGUGGCUUCAUUCGACAUGCGGGUGAAUGGGUAGACGAUGCGCUCGGCUUCAUGGUCGGCUGGAACUUCUUCUUUUACGAGGCCUUGCUGAUCCCCUUCGAAAUUUCUGCAUUCUGCCUUGUGGCUACAUUCUGGUCGCCAACCGUCGCCGAGUCUGGUCCCAUUGCUGGGAUGAUCAUUGGUAUCAUAAUAUGCUACGCUGCGAUCAACAUUCUCGCUGUCGGCGCGUUUGGUGAAGCCGAGUUCUGGCUUUCGGGUGGAAAAGUCAUUCUGAUCUUCUCGCUGUUCUUCUUCACAUUCGUUACCAUGGUCGGCGGCAAUCCCCAAGGCGAUGCAUACGGCUUCCGGAACUGGACGAAUGGUGGCGCUUUCCGGGAAUACAUUACGACUGGCGAUCUUGGACGAUUCGAGGGAUUUCUUGGUGCACUCACCUCAGCAGUCUUCACUGUUGUCGGACCAGAGUACAUUUCGAUCGUGGCGGCCGAAGCUAUGCGACCUCGCAUCUACAUCAAGGCGGCCUUCAAGAUGGUGUAUCUGCGAUUCGGUAUCUUCUUCAUCGGCGGUGCCCUGGCAGUCGGUAUCGUGGCAAGCUCUCGCGAUCCGAUCUUGCAGGGAGUCGUGGAGAAUGGAGAUGGCAGCGGCUCUGCUGCGUCCUCGCCAUAUGUGAUUGCCAUGGUCAACUUGGGCAUCUCAGUCUUCCCGGAUAUUGUCAAUGCACUCAUCUUGACAUCCAUCUUUUCUGCUGGUAACACCUACACCUACUGUGCAGUCCGUAACUUGUACAGUCUGUCACUCGAAGGCAGAGCACCGAAGUUCCUCCGACACUGCACGCGCAAGGGUGUGCCGAUCUACUGCUUCUGUGUAGUCAUGAUCUUCCCCAUGCUCGCCUUCACAGCUGUGUCGAGCGGCUCGUCGGUCGCCAUCACAUGGUUUGCCAGUCUCGUUACUGGCGGAGGUCUCAUCAACUACAUCGUCAUGAGCAUAACCUACCUGAAAUUCUACUACGCCGCCAAAGCCCAAGGCCUCGACCGCAGCAAACUACCCUACACCGGCUGGUUCCAGCCCUACUGCGCCUGGUUCGCUUUGGUCUGGAUGUCCAUCGUCACAUGCAUCUAUGGCUACACCUGCUACCUCCCCUGGGACGUCAGCAGCUUCUUCUCCAACUACACCAUGCAGCUCUUCAUCCCACCUCUCUUCAUCUUCUGGAAGUUCUUCAAGAAGACGAAGUGGGUCUCGAGCGCCGAGGCUGAUCUCGUCUGGGAGAAGCCAAUUAUUGACGCAUACGAGGAGACCUUCCUGGACCCACCUGUCGGCUUCUGGACGGAGAUGGGAGAGCUUGUAGGCAUCAAGAAGAAGCACGCUACAGAGGCGAACAGGAGGAGUAGUGUGCAUGCCUCUGAUGUGGCGCAAGCGAGGAGGAAUGUGCAUGAGCAGUUCAAGUGA